AUGUUAGAUUGGGAGAGGCCUAAAACAGUAAAGGACUUGAGGGGAUUUCUAGAGUUGACUGGCUAUUAUAGAAGGUUUGUCAAGGAUUAUGGAAAAAUUGCCAAGCCUUUGACAAAAUUGUUGAAGAAGGGAGAGUUCUCGUGGAACGAGAGAGCAGAGGAGGCUUUGAGCAAGUUGAAAAGGGCCAUUACUACUGCCCAGUACUUAUACAAGGCGAGGGUUACUAAUAAAGCAGCAGACGCUCUGUCCCGGAAGAAUGAGGGGAAUAACGAUGAGGAGAAGGAGCUAUGUGUAUUAGCUAGACCAUACUGGAAAGAUUUUGAGGAAAUUGUGAAGGAAGUGGAGGAGGAUGAGAUCUUACAAAAGGUGAUAGAUGACAUUAGAAGGGAUCCGAACACUCACCCAACUUGUACGCUAGAACGGGAAAGACUAGGGGGACAUUCUGGGGUGUAUAGGACAUAUCGCAAGGUAGCUCGAUCCUUGUAUUGGAUUGGCAUGAAAAAGGAUGUGACCGGUUUUUUUGCCAGCUAUCUGGGCUACGAUGCUAUCUUGGUUGUGGUAGAUCACCUUAGCAAGUAUGGACACUUCCUGCCACUCAAGCACCCUUAUAUGGCUCGUACUAUUGCAGACAUAUUUGUUAAGGAAAUAGUCAAGCUGCAUGGAGUACCCAUUUCCAUUGGCACUCAAUUGAAGAUGAGCACGGCGUACCAUCCGGAAUCUUAUGGGCAGAUGGAGAUGCUAAACAGAGUGUUGGAGGGCUAUUUAAGGUGUUUCUAUUCUGAGAAACCCCGAGGGUGGAUGACAGUUUUACCAUGGACUGAGUAUUUAUACAAUACCAAUUAUCAAGGAACAAUAAGAUGUACCCCUUUUGAAGCAGUAUAUGGGAGAUCUCCUCCUUCCUUGCAUAGGUUUAUACCGGGCAAGUCUUUAGUGGAGGUUGUGAGUCAGGAAUUGCAAACCAGGGAUGAAGCUUUGAGGGAUCAUCAAGGAUCAAUAGGAAGAUGA
Messenger RNA from Vigna angularis (adzuki bean), 1005 nucleotides. RefSeq lists its product as uncharacterized. Gene Ontology annotation, molecular function: nucleic acid binding. The coding region runs from base 1 to 1005 and encodes 334 amino acids. NCBI's taxonomy places the organism in Eukaryota, Viridiplantae, Streptophyta, Magnoliopsida, Fabales, Fabaceae. The transcript has 5 exons. The record is from RefSeq and is a predicted model, not a curated record.